Messenger RNA from Uranotaenia lowii, 3024 nucleotides. RefSeq lists its product as uncharacterized. Gene Ontology annotation, molecular function: voltage-gated calcium channel activity; channel regulator activity. The coding region runs from base 119 to 2692 and encodes 857 amino acids. The transcript has 6 exons. Gene Ontology annotation, biological process: neurotransmitter receptor transport, postsynaptic endosome to lysosome; neurotransmitter receptor internalization; regulation of AMPA receptor activity. Lineage: Eukaryota; Metazoa; Arthropoda; Insecta; Diptera; Culicidae. Gene Ontology annotation, cellular component: AMPA glutamate receptor complex; postsynaptic density membrane. The record is from RefSeq and is a predicted model, not a curated record.
UUUCGUUUCGUUCGGUUCGGUUUUCGUUUUCCGUUGCGGAUCAGGGGCAGGUUAAUAAAAAAAAAAACAAUUUUCUCGCAUUCCGUUUCCGUUCCCGGAAGCAUCGUCGAAGGCGAAUAUGGUGGCAUCGGAGCAGCUGAGGAUGCCCUCGUUACUUUCGCUCGACGAAAACGAUGCCGUUAACCAUGGGAGCAGCCUGGCGGGAUCACUUCCGGCCACCGGCGGCCGGAGGCAAUCCUACGCCGGAAAUCUACCGUCUCCUUCGGUUCACGUGCCGUCGAUUUCGGUCCGAUUAACGCCACCGUCGUCGAAUGGGUUGUAUCCCUCAGGGCUUCGGGCAGCCCACAACGGUUCCAUUCCAGCGGGAUUCGAUCGAGUUUUGAUUCCGAAUGGGGGGAUCCCGGGUCAACGGAACGGAUUGGCCCGGAGUUUGUCGAUGGGUCUUGAAGAGGGUGAAAUCUUGAAUGACGCGAGUGGCGCCGAGGAAGAGAUUGCAGCGUUAAACGGUGCCGAUCGGAUUAAGUUUUUGAAACGAAUCUGCUCGGAUGGGGUUCUGUCGGCGGAUUCCGGUUCGAGCAGCGGGAACCACGUUGGCAGUUACUGGAUGCUGGUCGUUACGCCGGUUGUGAGCAGCUUCUCGGUUGCGCUGGUUAUUGCCGCGGUGGCUGGUCCACAGUGGCUUUUUACGGAGGAGAAACUUCCCAAUGGGAACUACAACGGAACGAUGAAUUACAAUUUACGGGAUGAUGGGAUCUAUCUGACCAAGUAUACGAAAUCUUCCCUCUGGAUGUUGUGCAGUAAAACGGGAGGUGGCUCUCUGGGACCUUUUCCGGCUGAGUUCCAGUGUGGGAACAUCGACUAUUUCCCGCAGGAAGACUACGAUCCACACCCCCAGGAUUCUACGAACGCAAUUCCUUACACCGUCACCCAUUCGGCGCCGUUUUUUCUCGCCUCCAGCUUGAUCCUGGUGGUCAGCUACGUCCUGUUCCUGCAGGCCAUGUGCUCGGCGAGGCAGAAAAUCUGCUACUUCGUGUCCGGGGUGUUGUUCAUCAUAACCGGUCUCCUGAUGCUGAUCGGACUUAUCAUGUUCAUAUCAAUCUUAAAAGCGGAAAUCGGUUCCAAACUCCGUCCCAGAUCCUCCCUUCAAGCCCCACUAUUCAGCUUCCGCUACGGACAAAGCUUCCUUCUGUUCGUUUUCGGCUUCGCAAUUACCGAACUGUCCGGUAUCCUGAACGUCCUCAUCUACUCGAACAUGCACCAACGGGAGCUUAAACGUGCUCAAACCUAUCCAACCUAUCAAAGUUUGGGUGGCAACUACUGUACCGUCGCAACUGUGCCAUGUGCCGUACCGAAGCUGACGGACUCGAGUAACGGCUUUCGGACCACCCGGUUUUACUUCGAGAAACCGGAAAAGGAUUGCGUCGUUCAUCGGUAUGGAAGGAAUUCAAGUCGGAAUUCGAGCUUGGUUCAGAGUUUGAACGAGCUGUACACGGAACCGGCACCGGAGAUGCGCAGCACUGCCACAGCCAUGUCUCCGCCCGGUGUGGAUGAUAUUUCUGCCGCUUCCAGGGUGGAGAUCGUUCCUGGCAGUGGAAAGCUGACGAGAAGCGUUUCGACUUGUACGAACAUUAUGGUUAUGGAUGAGGAGCUGAGGAAUGUUAAGGGAGCGGCGAGUGAUGAAAAUCUAAAGAAUAUUUGCGGCUUUUCUAAGCAGUACUUGACGAAAGAACUUUCCAAGGAAAAGUUGUUCAAUGAAUUUUGUAAGAAGGUUGGCCCGAGACCGAAACCGAAAAAUAUCUACUUUAUUGAGGACGAUGGCAAGAAUAAUGAUGGGUUUCAGAAUGUUUUUGUAAUCGAGGGGAACAACAGUGAUGAUGACAAAUUUAAAAGAAAACGACGGAACUCGAUGUUAGAGGAAGGUGGACGUUUGAGCGAAUCGUUAAACCAAAGACAGAGGAUCAAGUCGGACAAUUCGUUGGAACAGAUGAGUGGUGGUUUUAAAACGUCGGAGGAACAUUUGAGGAACAAUUACGAUUUGCGGCAGACUUUACCGAGAAAUUUUUUGAAAAAGAAUUAUAACCAUUUCGUCGAACGGAACGUUUCGGACGAUCGAGGAGGUUCGAACAGCUUGGAUGAUCUGGCAACUGAUAACUGGAAUCGAAGAAUAUCUGCAAGUGGGCUACUGGAACCUGUCAGACUUAACUCAUCUCAAAGCAACUUGGCAUCAACAUCGCCUCACCAUAAUUCAGCUAAAUGGCCAAAGAUCAUCCCAAAAUCUUCAACCGAUUUUCUGAACAUGCAACAAAAAUACCUGCCCGUACCGCCUUCGCCAUCUUACGUCGAAUACGCCAUCCAGCGUUCCCCGGUUCAAGUACAUCGCAGCUACGGGGAUUUGACCAUGUCCCCGCAUUACGCAAGAAUUCAACAGCCCAUAACGGUGUUCAACUACAUUCCUCCUCCGCCACCACCUGGUGCCGGUCUUCAGCAGCGACAAUUCUUCGGAACCGGACCCAACAACUCUUCACCAGUCUUCGAUCUGGACAAAAUCGAAAGCGAACGCCGUAAAUCACACUCGCAGCUGUUUCUCAACAGUCCCGGAAAGGCGACAUCCGCAGCAAUGUCCCUGGCCCGGCAGUCCCAGUCCCAGGGACAGAUCAACGGUUACGAUUUCAUCAAUGGAACGGCGGUUUAAAUUUUGAUAAACAUUUAGAACAUACCCAGACGCAUUUAAUCAACUACCUUACGUCAUAUCAUGAAAUUGAAAGUUAACAGUCCUUUUACUGGUCGGUGUGAUACAUACAUAAAAAGUAGCUGAGAUGGACCCAAUAGUGCCAAUUUUAUAUGACAUAUUUAGAGCAAAAAUCUUGUUUGAUGUUUAGGUCGCAUAAUGGAGCUUGAUGUUUGGAAGUUGUUGUUAUUGGUGGUUAUCGAUGGUACCCGGAAAUGAACUGCUGCAUGCAGAAUGAAACUGUUGUAUACGGAAAGUAAUUUUGAAUAAAAUGUUCACCAGCUUGGUUAUUGACA